CGGAGUCAGGAGACGCGGCGGGAUCCUGUUGUUGGAGAAGCAAACGCGAAUAGCGGGAUGAGGAAGUCUCCAAUUCAUGGCACACAAUUGACCACAGAACCGGUCAAUGUGACACGAGUAUUGCAUGGGGCAUGCAACUUCAGUGACAGCCCUAGAUGGUGAAGAAGCUCAGUCCUCGGAGGAAAUGUUCAAGUGCAGCGCUGGAACCGCUGAACCUCUGUAAAAUUUUAACCGGUUCAUAACCAUCCACCCGGCCUCAAUGAGGAGCGUAUGAACAUGCACCAUAGAAGGACUACUCUACCUUUCGGUUCAGUACAUUCCACAGAUGCUUGGGCCAGAGAAGAGAUGUAAAGAAACUAAAACAAAUUCAGCCGGUGCCGCUGUGCAACAGCAAUCCAGUGAGCGAAAGGAGAGCAUCUCCCCACCCUGCCCCUGAGUCCCCCAACCCCUCACCACCAUCAUGACCUCUGAACUAGGGAGCAGCCUGACCUCCAUGGACUGGCUUCCCCAGCUUACCAUGCGGGCGGCCAUCCAGAAGUCCAAUGCCGGGCACCAACACCACACUCACGGGUACCCCCAUGGACAUCAUGGCCACGGGCUGGGAAAGAAGAAUGCCCCACUGGACCAGGGAAACAUGCUGGACCAGGAGGAGGUGGCCCAGCAUAGGGAUGGCAAACCACCCUACAGCUACGCCAGCCUUAUCACCUUCGCUAUUAACGGCUCGCCGCACAAGAGGAUGACCCUCAGCGAGAUCUACCAGUGGAUCUGUGACAACUUCCCCUACUACCGGGAGGCAGGCAGUGGCUGGAAGAACUCAAUACGGCAUAAUCUGUCCCUGAACAAGUGUUUUCUCAAAGUGCCUCGCUCUAAAGACGACCCUGGGAAAGGGUCCUACUGGGCUAUAGACACCAACCCUAAAGAGGACACACUGCCCACCAGGCCAAAGAAGAGGCCGCGCUCUGGAGAAAUGGCCUCCACCCCCUACAGCCUGGAAUCGGAGUCCCUGCGAAUGGACUGUAUCAUGUACGGAGAUGCCUCUCCCACUCUGGCAAUCAACACUGUGACUAACAAGGUAGUGUUGUACAAGACGGAGCAGGAGGACAGCGACAGCCCCAGGAGCAGCCUCAAUAACAGCCUCUCUGACCAGAGCCUGGCCUCAGUCAACCUCAACAGCAUCGUGCACAGCUACACGCCGGUCAGUAGUCACUCAGAACCCUCCUCCCAGUCUCUGAGUUUAAAGCUGCAUCCUCCCCCUCCACUUCCUCCUCCUCCCCAGCCCCAGUACAACGUGGCCGAGGGGGACAAGCAGCUCCUCUUCUCCGACUUCGAGGACCUCAGUGCCUCCUUCCGCAGCCUCUACAAGUCUGUCUUUGAGCAGUCCUUCAGCCAGCAUGGUCUCAUGGGUAUGCCCAGCGAAUCGAGCCAGCAGCCACGGACGUUGUGCUCCUACCAGCACUCCCCUGUCCGGGGCAGCAGCAGGGGCAUCAACGCCCACAACCACCAACACGCACACAACCACGGUCACCGCCAUAAUCACCACCCGCCCCACUCGCAGCACCUCUCUCCCCACGCCACACACAACCAACACCAACCUCAUCAACACACUCAGCACAGGCAGCACUCACAGCACCCUCAACACCGCCAGCACCCCAACAGUGGGCAGCAGCAGUCACAGCACCUCCAGAGCCAUACUGGCCAGCCAGCACAGAUGCCCUGCACCAACACUGGUCUGUCAGCCGACUGGUACCCCAACUUGGACUGGCUGAAGGAGAGCUGUCGCAUCGCCGGCAGCUACAACUGGGCUGACGUGGACCUCUCUCCAUUCCAAGGACUAAAGGAAAGCAUGAGGCAGGCGGAGCUGAACAACUGGUCCCUGGACCCGGCCCAGAUAGCCGACCUGUGCUCCUCCAUCAACCAGUUCUUCACCCGCACUGGGGUCAUCCCACCACAAGGCCCAUUGCAACCACAGCCACCCCCGUCUGCCUGUCACGGCCCCAUGCACACCAGCAAGCCCAGUCAGCACAUCAACACAGGUAAUCCGUAUAUGGACUCCAGACAGAACAUGUCUUCAAUGAUGGGACCCCCGGGUUACCCCCACAUGACCCCCAUGAGCACCGCAGGCUCCACGAUGACAGGGCACCAUGGCCAGAUGAACCAGCAGCACAUGAUGCCGCCUGGGCACUACCAGAUGAGGAGGCUGCCUACCGAAGACAUCCAGGAUGACUUUGACUGGGACUCCAUCGUUUAGAACUGCCCCAAGGAGAGGAAGAAAGAGGGAUAGGGAAAGAGGAUCAGAAGAGUGGAAGAGGAUUGGGACCGGCCACAUGCCCUUUGGAGAAAGAGAGACAUUACAGAAGAGGAGUGUCAAUCACCUGAUUUUGGUCUUUUUAUACAAGAGUGUAGAGUGACUUUGAAGACAAUCAAAUGUAGAGGGAGACUAGUCAACGUUUACCACUGGACAAGUUAUGGUCAUUUUGUCGGGAAAAAAAUGACAUUUGGAACGGUCUCGUCUCAAUGUUCCAAGUGCCAACAGGUUUAGAAGUCGCCAUAAAUUGUGACAAGCAAUGGUGAAGUAUUUUGUUUAAUACAUGCUUCGAUUCUCGUUUCUUUCCACUGAAGACUCAGAGUGGAAAGUAGCAUUUUGUGUUUUCCGACAGCUUUUUUUCAAGACACGUCCACCUGCCACUGAACUGAAAGGACUGGGCGUGGAUGAAAAAGAUAGUGCCAUUAUACGUCGGAACAAACAACCGGCAUCAUGCCAAUUAGUCCACAAAGUAUUGUGACUUUUCCUCCCCGUAGCACCACUCCCCUAUCUGGCAGAAGUGAUAAGAAAUCCACAGAAUUAUAUUUGCGCCACUUCCAAGAAAUACAGGUAGUUAGGAAUGUGACAAUAGGGGUAGACUAGAUAAGAAUGCUCACGCUAAUAAGGGAAUGACAUUGGGGUACGGUGGCCUAUCUCUUUGACUGACUCAGAUGCCAUCUUGUUGGUGUAGGCUUAUAUUGCAAAGAGAAGUGACCGUAUGUUGACAGAGGAGAAAUCACAUGAUACCACACCUGGAUUCAAAUGCUAUUUGAAAUCUUUCCCACCUUGAGUGCGAGAUUAAUGGGGUUUGCACUUUUGAGAUGUUUCUAUUGGUUAAAAAAGUCUUAAUCAAGCACAGCUGAAUUUUUUUGAAAUUCAAAAUUCAAAAAAAUAUAUUUUGUACUUUUUACCCCUUUUUUUCCCCAAUUUCGUGAUAUCCAAUUGGUAGUUAGUCUUGUCCCAUCGCUGCAA
Messenger RNA from Oncorhynchus tshawytscha (Chinook salmon), 3274 nucleotides. Its product is annotated as forkhead box protein J3. Gene Ontology annotation, cellular component: nucleus. The record is from RefSeq and is a predicted model, not a curated record. The transcript has 13 exons. Lineage: Eukaryota; Metazoa; Chordata; Actinopteri; Salmoniformes; Salmonidae. Bases 461 to 2248 code for a protein of 595 amino acids. Gene Ontology annotation, molecular function: DNA-binding transcription factor activity, RNA polymerase II-specific; RNA polymerase II cis-regulatory region sequence-specific DNA binding. Gene Ontology annotation, biological process: regulation of transcription by RNA polymerase II.